CCAACGGGCGGGAACAAUACUCCAACACGGAAGUGAAGAUGAGUUUUGAAAGAAAUAUGUUUACUAUAGUCUAAUACCCUUAACCUUACUUUGCUUUUAGACCACAGCACGGGAGUGCCGUUAUUUGUACUAAGACUAGCUAACAUAAACCGAAAAUGUCAGCAAGAAAACGUCGCGGCAACGAUGUACAAGAGAAAACACAAACUAGAGCUCCUGGUGGAUUGAAGGAAAAUGGGCCACAGCAGAGAAGGCUGCACUUCCACUUUGACCUAUGGUUCUGCUUGACUCUGCAGAACUGGAUACUGGACUUUGGAAGACCUAUUGUCAUGAUAAUCCUUCCUCUGGAGUGGUUUCCCCUGAGCAAGCCCAGUGCUGGAGACUAUUUCCACAUGGCCUACAAUGUCAUAACACCAUUCCUAAUGCUCAAGCUGAUAGAGCGCAGUCCCAGGGCACUGCCUCGCUCAGCGGUCUACCUCUGCAUCAUCACGUUUGUCAUGGGAGCCAGCAUCCACCUGGUGGGAGACUCCAUCAACCAUCGGCUCCUCCUGAGCGGCUACCAGCUCCACCUGUCAGUCAGAGAGAACCCCAUCAUUAAAAACCUCAAACCUGCAUCACUGAUUGACUCCUUUGAGCUGCUGUAUUUCUACGACGAGCAGCUUGGACACUUGAUGUGGUACAUUCCUUUCUUCAUCAUCCUGUUCAUCUAUUUCACCGGCUGCUUCACCAAGGCCAGGGAUCAGAACAAGAUUCCUGUCUCUGGUUGGCUGUUGCUAGGACCCAGCUCCCUCUACUAUUGGUACCUGGUCACUGAGGGACAAAUCACUGAACUUUUUCUGCUCACCUUCCUUGCCAUGGUUGUCCUGGUGAUACACAAACAGCGUAAAGGCCUCACCCCAGACAGCAACGGUCUGUUCCUGUUCUGUAGUUUCAGCGUUACUGUGCUGCUGGUGGCACUCUGGGUGAUCUAUCUGUGGGACGACCCGGUGCUACGCAAAAAGUACACCGGACUCAUUUAUGUGCCAGAGCCCUGGUCCUACUACACCUUAUAUAUAAAGCAGAACCACUGAGUUACACCUGUCCAGCAGCUUUUCGUGAGAGGCUGAACUCAACGUUGAUUGAUAGUUGGCUGUAGACGUGCACAAACCUCACCGUUACGCCCAAGGUUGCCGGCUUAAGCCAUAUAUUAAGAAGAUAUUUGUUUCUUUUUAUUAUUUUUUGGAUUGAUACUCAGGUUUUAGCAGUUUAGAGUUGGGAAGUUUGGUCUAAAUGUAUAUAUACAAUCAGAUUUGUUACACCUCUUGCAUCUUUUGACCUCUGAGAGCAUGUUGGAUUUUAUAAAAAGGUCUGCACUGAUAUAUUGAGCAGGAAGGAUUGAGCCUUCUCACGGCUUAUAACCAACACUUUUGCUAUAAUUCUUCUUUGGGGAGGAAGGAUUAAAUAAAUGUUUAGGAUUCCUCAUUUUUGGAAUCCCAUCUACAUUUUUUCAAGCCCUGAAACAGAUGGCUCUGCAUUUUCUUCAUAAUUAUCUACGUUAAUUAGCCCUACAGGGAGAGGAUCUGUUAUUUUAUUGAAGGAUUCAAAACCAGGACAGGGAAUAAUCUGCUAAAGAGAAGGGUUGUCCAAACACUAGACCAGUCAAGUGGUUGGACAAAGUGGACCUUUUAUGUUCCAGCUCAAGGUGAAUAUACAGUAUGUAGAAACAUUAUCUAGAACAUUUUAAAUUAAACCUUACUUUGAAUAAGCUCUUUAAAGAAUUCAGUAAAUAAACAACUGAAUGCUUUGAGGUUGAAAGAAGGGUUGAAGGUUGUUCAAUAUACUGUUUGUACGCCUGUUAAUUAUCAUCUUCUCUGGCUCUUAAGAAUGAAAAGGAGAAGAAGAAAAACAUUUAUGAAUAACUAACACAGAUCAAUCUCCAAUAACAGGAUACAGAUAAGUGCUACUGUUUGAAGAACAACAUCUUAAAAGUAGUUGAACUAACAAAAUUACCAAAAGAUGAAAAACACAGUAUUGAAGUGAUUGUUAAAUCUAAUGGUGACAUGACUGAUCAAACUUUCUUUGUUUUUAAUGAAAACAUUCUCUCAGGUAUUCAAGGUUUCACACUUUGUCAGAAAUAGAUGAACUUUAUAUUGUAAUUUCUCAACAUUAGAGCUGUAAACUAUUACAUUUCCAGCUCUACUGCUGACAAUACCGCUUCUGUAUUACUUCUUUCUGUCUGGAUUUGUUCAAGCAAUGUACAAUAUACAAGUGUUUUUGAAUGAAAAGGCUAUUCUGCAGAUGGUGUCACAUUUUUCAAAAGGUCAAGGAAACAUGAGCAGAUUACUUUUUAAAUACAAAAGGAGAAUAAUAAACCUGAUGUAUUGUGUGUGUUAAUGUGAUUAUUUGUUUGUUUACAUGUUGAGGUAUUGUUCUUAAUGUACAUUUUCAAUUGUUACUGUUUUGUACAAUAUGGUUCCUUUUGCUCAACAUCACUUUGUUGUUCGUACAAUACUGUUUAGUUACUGGUUCCUCACUGGUUUUAUUUCACACAUUUUAAUGUUCAUUAAAAUGUAUGAUCUGA
Molecule: messenger RNA, 2557 nt
Organism: Eleginops maclovinus (Patagonian blennie)
Lineage: Eukaryota; Metazoa; Chordata; Actinopteri; Perciformes; Eleginopidae
Gene: cln6a
Product: CLN6 transmembrane ER protein a
Exons: 8
Coding region: 156-1067 (303 amino acids)
Biological process (GO): lysosome organization
Cellular component (GO): membrane; endoplasmic reticulum
Source: RefSeq, a predicted model, not a curated record